AUGGAGUAUUAUAGGUACUAUCGUAGUUGGAUGUACGAUAAGUUGUAUCCAGAAAGACGCGGACUUAAACCAAAUUUUGAGGAGGGAGUUAAAGGGUUUAUCACGUGGACAUUUUCUCAGGAAUGUUGUCGAAGCGAAGGAGGAGUUAGAUGUCCUUGUCUUAAAUGUGGAUGCAGACCUAUAAUUAGUGACCCAGAGGAAGUAGAACGACAUUUGAAGAGAAAGGGUUUCAUUGAAAAUUAUUGA
This is a messenger RNA of Lathyrus sativus (Indian pea), 246 nucleotides long. The record is from the annotation of a GenBank genome assembly. NCBI's taxonomy places the organism in Eukaryota, Viridiplantae, Streptophyta, Magnoliopsida, Fabales, Fabaceae.